Messenger RNA from Glycine soja, 1221 nucleotides. RefSeq lists its product as uncharacterized. Bases 123 to 887 code for a protein of 254 amino acids. The record is from RefSeq and is a predicted model, not a curated record. The transcript has 2 exons. Lineage: Eukaryota; Viridiplantae; Streptophyta; Magnoliopsida; Fabales; Fabaceae.
CUAAUUAGCCAACCACAAUUCAAAUCUCAAAAAUCCUCCUUCAUCAUCCUAGUAAUUAUAGCCAUGUUCAUCACCCUCCUAUAUUACUAUUCCUAGUCUCUCACACACCCUCUCUUCCAUACAUGGCCAAACCCAAAGGCUCUUCAAAACCCAAAACCUCUAUUUUUCUUUGUUGCUUUGGGUCUUCCCAUGCCAUGGAAUCAUCACCCACAAAAGGGUCUUAUGAUCCUAUUAUCUCAGAGAUGAAGAAGAAGAAGAAGAAGAAGAAAAGUACUUCUACUAGUUGGUUUUCGUGGCGAAGGAUUCGAUUACUCAAAAAGAGCUCAGCUUACCAAACGGUGCCGCUUGAAGCCUCAACCUCUGUUCAUAACCAUGUUCCUUAUUCCAAGUCCAAGUCAACCUUUCACCAUAAACCUCAAGCUCCGACCACCAAUCCCUCGCUGCCACAGCUAGCUCCAGUGCUCCCCGGCACACCCUACUAUACCCCCACACAAACAAGGCAUGGUGCGAGCAAGGUAGAGGACACGCGUCAACAGAGUAGAGCCUCUCCAGCAUCGGCAAAACGGCAGGCGCGGCGGCUGUCGUCGUCAAUGCAAGCCCAAACGACACCGAAGAAGGCCCAAAACGCGUACGACCCUGUCGUUGGGAUGUCCGUGCUAGUGGUCACUUUGGUAAUUAUGCUAUUUUGGGGUCGUUUAUGCGCAAUCCUCUGCACUUCGGCGUGGUUAUAUUGCACUCCCCGUUUCAGGAAGAGUGGUGGUUAUGUAAACGACGAUGAGGAUCUUCAAACGACGAAAUCGAAGGAGGUGGACUUGGAUUCGGAGGAGUACAAGAAAAAAGUGAUCAUGGAGGGCCUUCUUGGGAGAAAUCAUAGAACUAUGAAUUGAACAACAUUCUUGCAAUUAGGUAGGUAGCUAAUGGAUAUGGGGGUUGUUGAUCUUGUCAGCUUGCCAUUUUGUUGUCUAAAUAUAUAUUAAAAAUGAAUAACAAAGAAUUGUAAAUUCACGAAAUUUUGUUACACAAAAAAAAAAGGAUGUAAAUUUUUCCUUUUUGUUUUGAAUGAUGAUUUUGAUUAAACUUUUAAUUUGUUGAGUGUAGCAACUAGUAACUCAACCAUUUAAACCAGAUGGUCAAAAUCAGAUGAAGAGGCCAGAAUCAAGUCUGUGGGUAUUUAUGGAUGGAGUAGUUUUUUUAUGACUUAGUUGUAAAUUUUACUCCAAA